CGAUACUAAAUAUUUUCUAAAUCCUAGAUCCUGCAUUUAUCAGUAGAUGGCAGUACUGCACCGGCUUUUUUUUUUUCAAUCCCCGGAAAAAAACACAGGCUAGAUCCCAAAUGGCUCCAUACUGUAGAUAAAGUGGACUGGUGAGUGUAAAAGUCACCAUUCCGGAUGUAGUGCAUUUAUUUAGGGCGGUAGGGAGCAGUUUGGGAUUCAGCCGCGGACUGCCUGCUACGUUGGAAGUUAGGUUUUGUUGUUGUUGUUGUUGUUUUACUUGCGCUUUGUUUCUUUAAAGUUUUAAGUGUUUUGGUUUUACUUGGAGGACUGAGGUCUGGUCAAAUUGCCGCUGAGCAAACAUCACACACUGAGCAACUUCACUUAUCCAAGCCUUGUGGAGUUCCGGUUUCCUCGAGUGCCAUCUGCAUGACUUCCGCUUCUGUCCUCAACAGUGUUCAUAGUUAUUACACGUGACGGGGAAUAAACUGAGGUUAAUAAUUACGGAAGAGAAAACGCUAGUUGUUUUAGUAGUUUAGGCUGUAAAAUGGCGAGGUUUUUGGUCAUGGUGGUGUUUAUUUUAUCUACACUGACUCUUGAGAGAGUGUGUGCUGUGUCAGAGACGGUGUCGAGCGUGUGGCAGAGUGCACACUCCGCUGUUAAGAGCCUGGGGGAUGAUGCUCACUCCUAUCUGGUUUCUCUCCUCGGGAAACAGACAGUCGACACACUGCUAAAGACUAUAGAGGAUGCCAUAAAAUUGACAUCACAGACCGCAGCUCAUGCUCUGAAUGUAGCAGCAGCGUACAUCACAGAUUUUCUGGGUGGUGCCGGAAUUGAUGCCAAACUGCCUGUGAAGCGCUUCACCCCUGAAGGUGUGGUCUUCGUGGCACAGUGGGCCUUGCUGGCUGUGCUUGGAUACUGGCUGCUGUCUUUGGCAGUUUGUCUGCUUGCAAGUGUUGUUAGACGAACUUUGUUUCUGCUAAAAGUCGCCUUUGCCAUUGCCACCUUCGGGCUGAUUGUGAGUGAUAGUGGAGCCAGUGCAGAAACCACAGCGAUGAGACUAGCUGGACUGGUGUUCGCUUGUGUCCUGCUGGGCAUCGGACCUUCGUUCUUCAGGGGAGAUGCCAAUGCCCACCUGGAGCAAAAAGUCCAUGUGCUGGAGAGACGGCUGAGAGAGAUGGAGAGGAAGAGAAAAGAAGAAUGAGAGCCAAUAAACUUCAAUAAAGGAUGGCGCUAGAGUUAACCUGGGCCUGCUAGCCCUAAGGAACAGGGAUUUUAAAUCUGUGUUGGCUGAAUGAAUGUGAGCAUGUCAUUGACUCAGUCGUGUGUUAGUCUUUCUGAGUGAAGUUUUUCUCCAUGCAUGGAGUGACUGACAUGUUGGAGCAAAAAAAACACAAAACCUCUAAAGUUACUCUCUAAUUAUGUUGUAAAACACUGAUUUAAGGAUGGAAGUUGGACUCAUUUUUUUUAUUAUUAGGUAAAUAUUUAUCCAGUUUCCUGUACAUUCUGACAAAUGGAGUACUUGGAGCGCAUUGUGGUUUGAAUAGAUCUAUUUAUGUCUUA
This is a messenger RNA of Pangasianodon hypophthalmus (striped catfish), 1551 nucleotides long. RefSeq names its product transmembrane protein 109 (gene tmem109). The transcript is spliced from 3 exons. NCBI's taxonomy places the organism in Eukaryota, Metazoa, Chordata, Actinopteri, Siluriformes, Pangasiidae. The record is from RefSeq and is a predicted model, not a curated record. The coding region runs from base 536 to 1192 and encodes 218 amino acids. Gene Ontology annotation, biological process: intrinsic apoptotic signaling pathway in response to DNA damage by p53 class mediator; cellular response to gamma radiation.